AUGGUUCUGCUUUCUGCCUACCGUCCCACAGCUGGCCACAUCCUCCGGCUGGGCCCUGGCCUGUACCUGGCAUCAUCACACUACUAUGAAGGGGGUGGAGAGGGAGGGCACCGAGUGGGUGCCAAGGAGUCCUAUUUCCCGCACGCGGCUCCUAGCCCCGUGGUUCCCCACAAACCCCCUCCGGGUCCUCGCCAGCCUCGGCGGCCGCGCGGCUUCGGCGUGACUGCGCCCCCGUCGGGCGGGAGGGGCUCUGCGGCCCGGCCCCCUCUCCGCCCCCCGGGGGCAGCACGUGUGGGGCGGGGCUGUGGUCCGAACCCGGGGCUGAUUGGGCAAGGGCCUGGUGGGCGGGGCCGGGCCGCAGCUGUCAGAGCGGCGGCGGCGGCGACCGCGGCGCAUCGGGCUGAAACGGUGGCAGCGCCGCAGCCGGGGCCGGAGCGCAGGAGCCGACGGGGCCCGGCCGGGAUGGUGCAGCGGCGGCUCCUCGGCGCACACACGCACUGA
Molecule: messenger RNA, 501 nt
Organism: Rangifer tarandus platyrhynchus (Svalbard reindeer)
Lineage: Eukaryota; Metazoa; Chordata; Mammalia; Artiodactyla; Cervidae
Source: the annotation of a GenBank genome assembly